Saccostrea cuccullata (small rock oyster) is the source of this 660-nucleotide messenger RNA. RefSeq names its product tripartite motif-containing protein 26-like. Gene Ontology annotation, molecular function: ubiquitin protein ligase activity; zinc ion binding. The record is from RefSeq and is a predicted model, not a curated record. NCBI's taxonomy places the organism in Eukaryota, Metazoa, Mollusca, Bivalvia, Ostreida, Ostreidae. Bases 1 to 660 code for a protein of 219 amino acids. Gene Ontology annotation, biological process: protein monoubiquitination. The transcript has a single exon.
AUGGCUGAAAAUAACCCGGAAGAAUAUCCACUGGGCUCUCCUUUAGUGCACAUUAAAAUGUGUGAAUCCCAUGAAUUGCAGAUUGACAUUAUAUGUGAGGACUGUGCUGAAUUUAUUUGUGUCACGUGUGCCAAAACAGAUCAUAGAGAUCAUGACUGGAACACUCUGACCACGGCAGCCACCCAAAGGAGAAGAGGUCUGCUUAAAUUUCUGAAGAAGAUCAAGGAAGAGGAUCUGCCUGGAAUUGAUGAGAAGAUGGAGAAGAUUUCACAACAGAUGACAGAAAAUAAAGAACUGUGUGACACUGAGAUUAAAAGACUACAUGGACAACAACAUGUUGAUGAGAUAAUGGCCAGAAAACAUCAUAAACAAACACUGAGAAACAAUUUGGUUAAGAAGAAUGAUCAACUGAACCAUGUGAAAUCAGAGUUAAAGAAGAAGAAGAGAGGAAUUGUUGAUACAGUGGAAUUCAUGGAGGAGAACAACAGUACCAUGUCAGAUUACAGCUUGAUUGACAACCACAGAGAACUUAUUAAAAUGUUGUCUGAAUUAGAGGUUCAUAUGACAUGUAUGACAAAAUGUGAACAUUCAGAGAGAUUCAUAAGACACCGUGUAUAUCCCAGCAUGCGGGGUGUAUACUAUGUUGUGCGCGGGGUGUAA